This is a messenger RNA of Vespa mandarinia (Asian giant hornet), 2806 nucleotides long. RefSeq lists its product as uncharacterized. The record is from RefSeq and is a predicted model, not a curated record. NCBI's taxonomy places the organism in Eukaryota, Metazoa, Arthropoda, Insecta, Hymenoptera, Vespidae. Gene Ontology annotation, biological process: regulation of gene expression. Gene Ontology annotation, cellular component: nucleus.
ACAACGACGACGGAGGGAAAAGCUGACGUUAAUAAAAGUGUCGUUAAAGUCGUUGAUCAAGGCGGCAAACAGUUUCGCGUUUACGCGCUUCUUUUCGCGUUGCGUUUUGUUUGCCCCAAUACCGCGACCGUCGCCGUGCAGGACGUGGACGAGGACGAAAAAGAUUCAAAGAACUGGAACGAUAACUACCGUCAACCGAUCCGAAGAUAUAUCCUCGUCGUCGAGAACGCGCCUACGUGCUAACGCGUUUCUCAUCGCUAAACAUUAUUAACUUUCUUUCUUUAUUAUUAUUAUUAUUAUUAUUAUUAUUCUACGGUGUUGUGUGAGCCGCGAGCGCGCGCGCGCGCGCUAAAAAACAGUGUAAAUGGCGCUCUCAGCACAGAACCAGUCGACGUCCUACGUGAACUUGUACUACUCGAUCGUCCAGCGUGCGGCGACGCGAUACUUUAAGGAAUACUACAAUUCCGAUACUGGCGCGCCCUACGUAUUGUACAAGGACAACAUGGAGAGACCCCAAGGGCAAUGGGGCCCGGGGCCGGGAUCUCUCCAGGACGGGGGACUGUAUCCUCAACAGCAACAACAACAGCAACAGCAGCAACAACAACAGCAGCAACAGCAGCAACAACAACAGCAGCAGCAACAGCAACAGCAACAGCAGCAAGGUUCCUCCUCGUCCGGUAGUCCACAGCAGGCCUGUGGUCCUCCCGUCGAAGGAGAAAACGGUCCUCCGCCCUCGUUGGCCUCCCCCGUGCCCUCCCCUUAUCCCUCGGCACCUCCCGAGCCUCAAGCCUUAACCCCGGCCGAGGACGAUAUACAAUCUAAUCAGACCACCUCUCAGCAACAACAACAACAACAGCAACAACAGCAGCAGCAGCAACAACAGACUCAACAACAGCAACAACAGGUUCAGCAACAGCAAGUACAACAGCAACAACAGCAGCAGCAACAACAACAGCAGCAGCAACAAUCGCAGCAGGACCAUUCGCCGCAGCAGCAAUUGACGCCACAUGAGGUGGAUCGAAGCGAUUGCUUUCCAGGUGCCGGGGAACUCCAACAAUAUCCACAGCAUUAUUUCAAAGAGGCAAGGCCUCAUCCGUCACCGUCCGUACCGCCGCACAUGCUGACGCCAGGCGGUUUCUCGGCGUUACAUUAUUUGAAGCAACCCGGGGUGAUGCUGACAUCCCUCGGCCAAGGAGACGGCGGACCCGGUGGCCUCGAGGCUCACCAGUACGCGAGCCCAGGUGCGCCUAAUAUGGCGACCGGUCUACCCGACAUCGUCCAGCAAAGUGGGAAAACGUCGAAAGGCGCUAACAGCGACCUACGCCUCUUCAAAUGCCUCACCUGCGGCAAAGACUUUAAGCAAAAGUCGACUCUGCUACAGCACGAGCGGAUCCAUACGGACAGUCGGCCGUACGGGUGUCCAGAAUGCGGGAAGCGGUUCAGGCAGCAAUCGCAUCUGACGCAGCACCUGCGCAUACACGCGAACGAGAAGCCCUAUGCUUGCGUAUACUGCGAGCGUACGUUCCGACAGCGUGCCAUCCUCAACCAGCAUCUGCGCAUCCACUCGGGUGAGAAGCCAUACCAAUGUCCGGAGUGCGGAAAACACUUCCGUCAGAAGGCGAUCCUGAAUCAGCACGUCCGCACACACCAAGACGUGAGCCCGCAUCUCAUCUUCAAGAACGGGAUGACGCCGACGCUUUGGCCGCAAGACGUACCGUUUCCACCGGAGGAAGGCAAGGAGGAGGUAGCCUCGACUUUCGGCGACACGGACACGCAGUCGGGUGCGUUUAGUCCCGCGCCAGACGCGAAUUCCAUCCAGUAUCCGGCAUACUUCAAAGACCCGAAAGGCGGUAAUCACGCGGUGUUCGGUGCCGGUGGUUCGAGCAGUUUCGGCGCGCUACAAUAUAUAAAACAGCAAGGGGGUAGCAAGAGCUGCCUACCGGACGUGAUACAGCACGGUCGUUCCGCGGGAAUGCCUCUUUACGUUCGUUGUCCGAUCUGUCAGAAGGAGUUUAAACAAAAGUCGACUCUACUACAGCACGGUUGCAUACACAUCGAGUCAAGACCUUAUCCCUGUCCGGAGUGUGGCAAGAGGUUCAGGCAACAGUCCCACCUCACUCAGCAUUUGCGCAUUCACACGAACGAAAAACCAUACGGUUGCGUUUACUGCGGCCGUAAUUUCCGACAGCGUACUAUUCUUAAUCAGCAUCUGCGCAUUCACACAGGCGAGAAACCGUACAAGUGUCAACAGUGCGGCAAGGACUUUCGUCAAAAGGCGAUAUUGGACCAGCACACGCGUACACAUCAGGGCGAUCGGCCGUUUUGCUGUCCAAUGCCAAACUGUAGGCGACGAUUCGCGACCGAGCCGGAGGUUAAGAAGCACAUCGACAACCAUAUGAAUCCGCACGCGGCAAAGGUGCGUAGGAACUCGAGCAGCGACGCGAAAGCACCCGGUACGCCUACCGGUUUAGGACCCGUGCCGGUACCGCGCGGCCUUACACCUACCGUUGUUAAGCCCGAGCUAUACUUUCCUCAGUGUUACGCGCCCGCGUUCAAUCAUCAGCCGCCGGUAUCGACUGCACAGUUCCCCGGUCAGACGAACGGGGUAUCCGUGGCUGGCGAGUUCAAACCACCUAGCGGACUGCCGCCCCAGUGACUAACCGUCCAUCCUGCCGCCUACUAGCAAGCAGGAAUACCGCUGACGUUUCAGCGAUCCUUUGCUCAUCGCUUCGAGGCCGGGCCAACCGCCGCCGUUGCCGCCGUCGCCGCCGUCGUCGCCACCGCCUCCACCACCAUUGCCACCACC